Messenger RNA from Spirometra erinaceieuropaei, 472 nucleotides. Lineage: Eukaryota; Metazoa; Platyhelminthes; Cestoda; Diphyllobothriidea; Diphyllobothriidae. The record is from the annotation of a GenBank genome assembly.
AUGAUCGACCUUGAUUAUUGCCAAUGGAUACGGCGGUCAAUCAAUGCCGCGCCAUGCGAAUGUCACGGUGAAAUACGCCGCGUACGAGUCAUGUGGUAUCGUGCUUUUCCGAAUGCAUAGGCUCGAGGGUCUGAGAAGUGAGCGUUACUUUAGUUCAUGAACUAUAAGGAUGGCUUGAACUGAAGGGUCAUACUGUUACCUUUACGGAAAUACCUAACGUCAGGAAUAUAGUAGAAGUUUGGGUCAACGGAGAACGUGUUUAUCGUUGUGACAUUAAUGAUUUAGAUUUUGGUUUGUCGUUAUUUAAUCUUAAUUUUGGUGCAAGGUGGGGAUGGGUGUCUGGAUGAGCGUGUCGUUGAAAUCGAAAAACUUGUGGAGAUUGCGUAUUAAAUAUAAGUAAGUGUUUAUCUGCUCCGUAAACGUUUUCAGAACAACAGUACCCUUGAAAUUGAGAAACAUCCCGUGGCAUUGA